CGCUUUCGCUCAGCCUGGACUUGCAACGCUGUCGGCCACGUAGGAGCAGUUGACACUCGCAAGUCGAUGAGAGCGGACGUGGGCGGACGCGGCGGCGGUGCAUGCUUCUAAAAACUUGCAACCGUGCAAAAGGUCCAAGAUGAAGGUGAAGGAGAUCAAUCAGAUGGCCAAUGUGGCCUGGUCACCUGCAAGUGUCCAUCCUCUGUAUAUGGCCUGUGGCACAGCGGCUCAGCAACUGGACGCCAGCCUCAACACCAACCCAACUCUUAGUAUCUACAAUGCAAAUUUAGGGCAGGCAAAUCUGGAGACAAAAUUGGUAGUGUCUGUGGAAUCACCAGGAAGAUUUCAUGCGUUAGAUUGGACUGGAGACCAAGGAUCAGGUGUAAUAAUAGGGGGAUGCGACAAUGGGGUUUUGUACGUGCAUGAUGCUAAUAAACUAAUUGCCAAUCAGCCUGACCACCUCCUAGGGUCCACAGAAGGCCAUCACUCGGGACCAAUUUUCUCACUAAGCAGCAACCCAUUGAAGAGCAACUUAGUGGCCACUGGAUCAGUGGACUGCGACUUGCUAAUUUGGGACGUAAACAACCUCUCUAGUCCCAUGACACCUGGCAAGAAGGCAAAUCUGGGAGCUAAUGUCACUUGUGUUCAGUUUAACAGACAAGCAGAACACAUUUUAGCAUCAACCUAUGCAGGGCACUGUGUGAUAUGGGACCUCAAGAAGAGUGCAUCAAUCAUCUCGAUUGUGGAUUCUGUCUCAAGGAUGAAAGCCAAGAGCAUCAGCUGGAACCCUGACGUAGCAACACAGCUCCUGCUGGCAAGUGAUGACGAUGCAACACCCAUGGCCCAAGUGUGGGAUCUGCGCUAUGCUAAUGCUCCUCUCAAGACCCUGGAGGGACAUCAGAGGGGUAUCCUGGCAACAGCUUGGUGUGUUCAAGAUUCCAGUUUGCUUAUGACGGCUGCAAAGGAUAACAAAAUCUUUGUGUGGAAUCCUGAUUGUGGGGAGAGAGGGUCCGAAAUUGUCUGCGAAUUUCCUUCUUAUAACCAGUGGAGUUUCAACUUGGAUUGGUGUAAGCGAGACCCAUCCCUAGUGGCUACGUCCUCUGUGGAUGGAACUGUGAGCGUUUACUCAAUCCUCGGAGGAGGUUUACCCCCGACACAAGCUGAUAAGUUCUCGGCCAUUGCGGAUUCCUUCCCGGGCAUGGAAAUGCCUGCAGUGGUACCCCAGGGAGCAACUCCGCAACCCAUUCAGGUCAAGAACCCACCCAAGUGGUUCCGCAAGCCAUCGGGAGCAAACUUCUCAUUUGGUGGGCGACUAGUAUCUUGGAACAAGCAGAGCAGAGCUGUGGCCAUCUCUCAGGUCAUAACAGAAGAGAAGUUGGUGGAACGAAGCGUCCAGCUAGAGAAUGCGCUCUCUCAGUCCCAGCUGGGCCCAUACUGCCAGGCCAAAGCAGAAGCUGCUGCCAAACCCAGUGAUCAGGUUUUGUGGAAGUUCAUCGGAGCCAAUUUUGAAACGGCCCCGCGUACACACUACAUGAGUUUGCUUGGCUAUAACGGUUCACAAGUCUCAGACAAGGUUCGCCCAUCGGUGCCUACAGCGGAUGGUGUUGCAGCAGAGGUCCUGGCCGACAAGAUGGAAAAUCUCGGCACAAACGAUGGCAGCACCAGCUCACUCGACCCCAGUGAGCAGUUUGAGAUGAUUGCUUCAGCUCAGUCCUUCGACAAGACGCCAGAACUUGAGAAUUUUGUGUCUCAGGAAAUGGAACCAGAGGUGGAGACUAAGCCCUCCAAGGUCGAGCUUAAUGUGGAGGAGACAAGUGGAAGUAAUGAAGGGCUGAUAACCCAAGCGCUUUUGGUCGGGGACUUGGAAUCGGCAGUAGAGCUUUGUGUAAAGGACAAGCAUUUCACCCAUGCACUGACUCUUGCUGCUCAUGCUGGCCAGGAGCUCUAUGCGAAGACCCGUGACAGUGUCUUGAAACAAGUUGAUGGCUCUCUGGCAUCCUUGAUUGGGGCAGUUGUCCGGGGAGAUUUGACCUCGAUAACCACAUCCUGCAGUCUCAGCAAUUGGAAGGAGGCGCUAGUGGCAGCUCUUACAUACUGUGAAGAUGCCCAGUUCACUGCUCUUGCAGAGAAUCUUGGUGAACGUCUAGAGGCAUCCAACAUUGGAGAAUAUGUACCAUCUGCCAUGAUUUGCUAUGUUUGUGCUGGCAGUUUGGAGAAGUUUGUAUCUUGCUGGUCAAAGAUGCAGCCAAACUUGAGCAAUCCUAAUGAAUUGCAGGACCUGGUUGAAAUCAUAAUGGUCCUCCAAAGGUCUCUGGCGGCAGCAGGUCGACCUGUAAACCUAAGCGAAGGGAGCACAGUAAGCUCACUCUUGUGCCAGUAUGCAUCUCUCCUGGCAGCCCAAGGUGCCCUGAACACUGCUGUUUCCUAUCUGAACUCUGCUACGCAGGGUGAGAUGAUUGAAUUGCGUGAUCGCUUGUACCGUGCACUAGGAUACCAGACUGGGAGGACUAACCAGCAAGUGCACAAUGUUGUUCCACAGCCAUCGUUCAGACAGACUCCCACUCCACAAAGCUAUCAGUCUCAGGGAGGGGGCUGGGCUGGGAGCAGUGGCAGUCAGCAGCCAGUGGGCGGUUUUACGACAUACCAACCACCAAGCAUUCAGCCAAGCCAGUUCACUCCAUCAGUCCAAGCACAACAACGCAAUAUAUACGGAGAACCCACUGCACCACCACAGGCUGCACCCGCUCCAGCCAUGUUCACGCCUGCACCUCAUGUGACCCAGCCACCGGUGCCAAAUCCACCAACGUUUGGAGUGCCCCCUCUGGCACCAAUGCAGCCGACCAUGCCUGCUGUGCCCUCUGGCCCACCGCCCAUUCCAGUCGGUCACUCUGGAGGUUUGCGACGAGGAGGCACAAACCGCUAUGUCUCUGACACCUCAUGCUUAAACCAGCCCCCUAGCAUGCAGAAUCAGCCACCCUCUUUCAUGCCUCCUCCUGGAGGACCUGCCCAGGUUCCUCCUAAUCCCUCCCUCCCCUCUGCACCGGCACCUACAGGGCCCCAGUUCUUCACCCCGGCACCCCAGGCUCCAGGGGCUCCCAUGUAUGGAAGUCAGCCACAGAUGCAGCAGCCGCCACCUCCAACAAAGCCUCCAGCGGCCUAUGACUCCUCCGUUCCUCGCGGAUGGAAUGAUCCCCCUCCCCUCUCUGGGUCUCGGAAGCAGUUCAGUGGUGAGCAUAGGCUCGGUGGAGGACACUCGGGUGACAAGAGGCUUCUGUUGCUCCAGCAGGCCAAGCAGCAGCAGCAGCAGCAGCAGCAGCAGCAGCAACAACAGCCCCAGGCAAGUGAGGUCCCAAAGGUACCAGAACCGAUAAUGUGCCCCGUCCCGGGUGCGCCAGAACAGCCACGUCAGUUUAUGGGAUUCCAGCAGUAUGGAGCUGAGGCGAGUGGACCUGCUGUUGGGGCUGCAGCGCCAGUGGCCACUCCUGCAGCACCAGAACCUGCCAGCAAAGGUCCUCUGCCUGCUGAGCACCAGAUCAUUCAGCAUGUCCUCAAUGAAAUCAGGGAACGGUGCAUAGCCGCUUGUCAGAAUCAGCAAGUAAAGCAAAGACUUGAUGAUAUUGGACGUAGAUUGGAGGUUCUUUUUGAUAAGAUUCGAGCUGGACAGCUUGGAUCCUUCACCCUUGGAGGAGUUCACCAGAUUAUAGAGGCAAUGAAAUCCGGUGACUACCAAAGUGCCUUACAAAUCCAUGGUCAAACCGUAGCCAAAGGAAACUUUUCAGAGAUGUCUCAGUUCAUGCCUGCCAUCAAGAUGCUCCUUCAGACUUGUAUGCAGCUUCAAAUAUUCCUCUAGAAAGGUUUUGCUGAAGGGAGAAUAUAAGGUUGUCUUAACUUCCCGGUGAUAUGAGAAGUCAUUUUAUUGCAAGAAAUUUAUGGUAGAUUAUUUAUUGAAAUUUAUGGUGAGAAGAUGGUCAACGUAUUUUUGGCACUUGUCAUAUAAUAACUUUAUUAUUAUUUCUGAUGAAAUAGCAUGGUAUUUUUCUUCCUUUGUGUUUAGACUAAACCUUCAGCUUGGUUAUACAUAUUGAAAAGUGAAAUCAGAAGGUGCUCUUAUGUGUAAGAUCAACAUGUUUUUGUAUUGGUCUGUGUCCAUCUGAGAUUGAUCCUAUGGUAAUGCUAAUCAUGACAUAAUAGGUGUAGGUCGUGAUGCAAUGUAAACUUAAUGGUAAAUAGUAUGUAUGAGAUAUUGUAUUUUUGUUAUAUUAUAGACUAGAAUUAUGCAACAAUAGACUGACAUCGCCAAAAAAAAAAAAUUGAUUUCAGUUUCUAUAUUAUAGGUAAUAGAUGAUAUGGGAAUAUUAAACUUCUAAGUGAUAAAAGCAUCCAUGUUGUAGGCAUUCAACUUUGUCAUGAAGGGUUGACAUUUGCUUUCAGUGGUAAGUUUGAUCAACAUGAAAAGAAACUGGUUAUGCAGAACAAAGAUUAUCUGUAAAAUUUUGUUAAUUAUAGGAAGCAGUAGUGCAUUUUCAUUGUAUUUCAUGUUAUUAAUAAGGGUAAUAUAUCAAUUUAUUUGUUUUGUUUUGUUAUGUGCCAUUUUUACUUUGAAAAAUAUUGUUAUCAAGGCAUGUUAAUGGUCAUUUGUUGUAACACUGAAUUCUACAUAAGCUACAGAUAAAAUGAUAUGAAUUAU
Messenger RNA from Penaeus chinensis, 4687 nucleotides. RefSeq names its product protein transport protein Sec31A-like (gene Sec31). Gene Ontology annotation, biological process: endoplasmic reticulum to Golgi vesicle-mediated transport; COPII-coated vesicle cargo loading; intracellular protein transport. Bases 140 to 3850 code for a protein of 1236 amino acids. The record is from RefSeq and is a predicted model, not a curated record. Gene Ontology annotation, cellular component: COPII vesicle coat; endoplasmic reticulum exit site. Lineage: Eukaryota; Metazoa; Arthropoda; Malacostraca; Decapoda; Penaeidae. The transcript is spliced from 25 exons. Gene Ontology annotation, molecular function: protein binding; structural molecule activity.